AAUGGAAUUUCAUCAUUAUUUUUUGGAUCAAGUAGGUGAUGCCAAACUGUCAUAGUAGUUUCGGGCAUUGAGAAUCCAAACCUCAAACCGUUUAGACCCGAUGAACAUUAAAUAAGAAAAAUCUAUCAGAACAAAUUGACAAAAGAGUGAAUGAAAAUAAAAAGGUUUUAAAUCCUAAACUAUCGCCACAAUUUUUUGAAAGAGAAUGUCCCAACAAACGCACAUUCGUGAGCUGAGCUCGGAGGAGAAACUUUGCUUGGACCAGUGGCUGAGGGAGCAGGGCAUCACCCUGGACCUACGUACGCGUCGCUACUUCUCCGAUGUCCUGCCGGUCGCCAAAAUUGUGAAGAAGUCGCACGGCCGUCUGGUGGAUCUGCACCAUUACAUGUCCAAGAGCAGUCUGACGCUGAAGCUCCAGAACUGGGAGAUCUUUAACAGCAAGGUGCUGAAGAAGUUGGGCUUGAAUAUGUCGCGAUCCACCUUGGAGCAGGUGGCCAGCGCCACCCCUGGAGCCAUCGAGGUUCUCUUCUAUGAGCUGAUGUCGGUGACGAAGUCAACUAGUCCUCGUCCCAGUGCCGUGAUGAAUGCACCGCGCACUCGAUACUUGCGGAAUCCGCCCAUGAAACUAAACAAGGAGAUCGACCAUGAGAUCAAAUCCCCAAAGAUUAAGAACCGGGAUCGCCCCCUCAACCGAUCCGAGACCCAGGUGAUCGAACGCACUAGCGAUUUACCCCCGGAAGUGGUCACCAUGAACGUCAACCUCCUUGUGGACGGAAAGAUACAGAGUGUGCCCCGGAAACUGGUGUUCUACGAGAAAUACACUGCAGCCCUGCGUGAGUCUGGGGAGAAGGACAACUACAUCAAUUCGAUCAACCAGAAGGCACAGUAUCUGGAGAGCAUAAUCACGGUCAAGGAGGAACGCAUCGCCGAACUGAUGGAGCAGCUGGGAAAACUCUCGGAUCAAUACAAGUACCCCUACCCAUAUUAAAAGCCCGUCCGAGCCCAAGUACACUUCCUAGUCAGGACCAGGAUGGGAGCCUGACCCGAAAAACGAAUCCGAUGAAGCCCCCCCAAGUUAGCCCAACAUACAAUUGCCCGAAUUCCAUUAUGGGACUCAAUUGUGAGUUCCCGUUCGAUUCCCCUUGUGACCAUUACCACCAAAAGAUGACUGAC
Molecule: messenger RNA, 1173 nt
Organism: Drosophila bipectinata
Lineage: Eukaryota; Metazoa; Arthropoda; Insecta; Diptera; Drosophilidae
Biological process (GO): regulation of cytoskeleton organization
Cellular component (GO): axoneme
Molecular function (GO): microtubule binding
Source: RefSeq, a predicted model, not a curated record